This is a messenger RNA of Ectocarpus sp. CCAP 1310/34, 1891 nucleotides long. Lineage: Eukaryota; Phaeophyceae; Ectocarpales; Ectocarpaceae. The record is from the annotation of a GenBank genome assembly.
GUUGGCAACGCAUACGCGGGGGGGGCAAGAGAUGAAGGCGAUGGUCCUGAACGUGUUUGACGCUGUCGUAGGGAGGGAGUCGUUGACCGAGGAGCAAGUGGUGGACAUGGCGACGAAGAUUGGAGCAUCGACGCUGUUUUGCAUGGCAAAUGCUACCGGAGGGGCUAAGCAUGCCAACAAAUCCGCAGGCCCGACGAAAUGGCUCCAAGAUCACAGCUCCAACGCCGUCGCCGACGAGCCGUUCUACACCGCGUGUGCCCACGGCGUGGACCUGCCUGUGUCAAUACAUCAAGGGGUGAGGCAACGGGACUUGGAGGGUGGGGCACAUGGGGUGAUCAACUACUUCGUAAGCGAGUUGGACUCGAGGUGGCGUAUGGAAGCGGAUCUGCUCCUGGUGUGCUACGACCGUGCGCAACUUGUCCCGGCAAUCAAAGGGCGCGAGCAGUCGGGAAGGACGGACAAGAUUGGGGGGUGCACUCUCUCUUUCGACCCGACAUCGAUGGACCCAAUACCCCAGUCGCAGUACCAAUCAUGGCUUCGUGACAACCAGAAGGCAGCUCGAGAUGGUUUCGCCGCGCACCUCGCCAUGGAUAUACUAGACGACAAGAGGUGGACCGGAGACUGCACGCCCAGAGGAAUUGUGGCAUUUUACAGUGUCGGGGGCGAGGCUGGGUUGAAAACACCUCAUGCCGCUGACCCCGCGGUCAGCUCCGGGGGGGGCGUACCGGGAGGACCGUCCACAUCACCAGAGGUACCGGUGCCGGUCGAUGGCGUCGAAAGUAGCACCAUCCACUCUGGUGGGGACGGGACCGAGGNUUCGGUACAACGAGAACGUGGCCCAAAAAUCGGCGAGGCCGAGCUGCCUCUCGUCCACUUCAUCGUGUGGGCCAAGAAGUAUUGGGGGCUGAAUUUCGAAAACUGGCUGGUUACUUCGGUGGACACAGACCACUGGAUGAUCAUGUUGCUGGCGAUGAAUACGGGGUUCCUCAAGGCCAGUGGAAAGGGAGCGGUCGAAGUGACCGUGCAGAAGGUUGUGGGUGGUGCCCCGAAGUACAUUUGGGUAAACAGGGUGUUCGCCGCCAUCAGUGGCCUCAGGGACGGCAACGAAUCUGCGUGGCCCACGACUGACUCCGGUUUCCAGGGUUGGAUUCCCGACGACGACGAGAAGGCUCUUGCUCUGAAGAGCGUGCGGACGGAGGGUGGUGUAUGGGGCGUCAAGAUCGACGAGUGCAUCAAGUUGUUGGCGACCAUUUUCUACUUAAAGCAUGCAGCUGCCUUUGCUCGUGGUGGCCAGGAGCCCGGCUGGAUUCUUCGCAUGGUCAACGACGAUGUCGCGCAUUACGUCGAAGUCAUCCGGUUGCUUAUCCUCAGGCGUGGUUCAAAUAGGGCUACAGCAACGUGCCCUGCGUUCGAGUCCAUGCGCCAGCAGAGCGAGCGAGGCCAUCAGGUGCUUGGGUACUGGCAGGAUGGCUGUUUGGAGGUGGUGCCAGUACGAGACUUCAACGGGCUACCUGCUUCCGUGAUUCGAGCGUCGGAACAGCAGGCUCGGAUCGCUGCUGCUUCAUCCAGCGUUCCUGCUGCGUCCACUGUCCCUGCCACCCCUUCCGUUCCUGGUGCAUCUUCCGUUCCUGCUGCCCCUGCCUUUCCUGCAACAUCUGCCAUCGUAGCCGGAGCCCUGCGUUCGCUUUUGGCGGCAAGAGCCGCUAGUCAGCAGGCAGCCGCACAGGCAGCCGCUACUCAGCAGGCAGCCGCACGGGCAGCCGCUAGUCAGCAGGCAGCCGAACAGGCAGCCGCUUGUCAGCAGGCUAGNGCUACUCAGCAGGCAGCCGCACGGGCAGCCGCUAGUCAGCAGGCAGCCGAACAGGCAGCCGCUUGUCAGCAGGCUAGUUAG